Molecule: messenger RNA, 2970 nt
Organism: Struthio camelus australis
Lineage: Eukaryota; Metazoa; Chordata; Aves; Struthioniformes; Struthionidae
Source: RefSeq, a predicted model, not a curated record
GAGAAAGACCGUGAUGACUGUCUGUGCGGACGUUAUGCAAUGAAAACUUAAAGACAUGCAGGACCAGUUUGGACUGGAAUUUUUCUUCUAUUAAUCUAAAUUGCAUGUAGGUACUUGUGUUAGAUGACUUCAUGUAUAAGAUUCAUUCAAGGUUCAUCACUGACACUUUAGAGGAUUGUUUUGCCUUGUUUUUUUUAACUCAAGAUAGUUUCCGUCUGACAGAUACCACGCCAUGUUUGUGUUUUUGGUACUGCUGGGUCAGCUACAUGUGAUGGUGUUUGCAUUUCCUCAUUGCACAGGGAGAUUAAAUAACCUGAAGCAUGAAUGGAAAGAAGUGUUCACAUCAGAAAAGGAGGCUAAUUUAUUCAUUGGAAGACAUCUUCUGAAUAACAGAUUUGAUUUUGAAGCAUUCACACCAGAUAACCUGGAAAGGGAAUGCUUUGAAGAGCUGUGCAAUUAUGAAGAAGCAAGAGAAAUUUUUGAAGACCCUGAUAAAACGAUGGAUUUUUGGAAAGACUAUUCAAGUAAAGGCCCUAAAACAAAAAUAGAUGAUGAUACGCUACAAAAGAUUAACGUUACAGGACUUCUCAUCGGUCUAGUUGCUGCUGGAGUAAUGUUAGUCAUAAUUGGACUGCUUAUUUUCUACUGCUGCAAAAGUAGAUGCAAAUCAAGGCAACCACCAGGGUACUUGGAUUACGUACGAAAUAGAAGACAUAACUCAUCUAUCGUCUUCAGAAGAAAUGAAGAGUUUUCUUUAAAUCCACUUCCUCACAGAACUGAUGAUUCAGGACUACCAACUUAUGAGCAAGCAGUUACUGCAGGUGGACAACCUGAUGUGCCACCACCCCCUUACCCAGGGCCCACAAAAGGGGCAAAAGUGUUUAAAAAGUCUAUGUCACUUCCCAUCCCUUAGUCACAAAUCUCCUUCUGGAGUAGUGGGGAAUUACUGAAAUAUAAUAUAUUUUUUUAAAGUGUGCUACCUUGCAUAUUGCAAGACAGUUUACAAAAAAUGUCAGUUUUACAGAUCUUCACCACAGCUAGGAGUGAGUGAAAAUCCCAUUUGGGAAAAGAGAUGAUCUGUUGCAAAAGUUAUUGUGCUAAGAAGAGAAUGUAUAAAGAGCAAGUCUUGUACUGCCACCCUCUUCCACAUGCACUUUGAGCCAUCCCAUCAUACUAUUGAUGUUUUGUUAAUAAUUUAAAUUUGUUUCUUUAGAAGGAACAGUAUUUUAAUUUCAUUGACACUAACCAUUUUUUUUCCUGACUGUUAAUACUUUAAACCACCCUGAGAAAUCUGCUUAAGUUGUUUUGAUAUAUUCCCUUCAUUGCUAUGUGGAUUUUGUUUUCAUUCUAGUAAUAGAUUUGAAUAUAAAAAUUAUUUCAUGGGUUGAUCUUUCAUCUAUGUAUGUAUUAUUGCUUCUAGAUCACGUUGAUUUGUUUUAGCCAUUUCUGGAUAACACACCGCUCAAUUUGUGUACUUUUGUCAUUAUUAUUUCAGAUGAAAAGAAACCAUAUUACCAUUUACCGAUAUUACUAUUAUUUUUUGCCCGUAUUACUCAUUUAAAUUUUACCUUUUUCAAACGUUUGUUUGAUAUGCACUUCAACAUAGUAUUUAGUGCUGGACAAGUCCAGGAUGAAGGGUAUUUGGGGGGAGGUGCGUGUAGGUUUCUUUUAUUUUUUAUUUUUAAGCAAAUAGCUAGAGAUUUGUCCCUUGUUAAAACCACUUGGUAUGCUUUAUCUGGAAAUUACCCAAGUUCCACAGAUGAUCUUCCUCUUGCAGUUGAAAAGUUUAAACGUGGAAAAAGCAGGUAUCUUGGUUAGUGGAAUAAAAAGCCAAACUAGCCACAGCAAUAUUCUGCAUAAACACAUAUUGCCCUACUAGACUAACAAAGUGAUACCUUUAAGUAGAACGAGACACGACAAAUUAGAUAAAUAUCCAGUAUCCACAGAGCAACAGUUAAGAACUGCAGAGACUAACUGAUUAAUUUUAUCAACACAAUUUCUAGAUCUUCAAUUGUAGCCACCUUUAAUUUUAAGUCAUAUUAAAAUGUCAGUUCCCAAUGUUAUACAGCCUACAAAAACAUUGCUGUCCCUUUACCUCCUGGUCAAACGGCAUUAUGGUGGAAAACACUUCUUGCAGCCACAGGAAGCCAUGUUGGAGGGUCACACAAGCAAUGUGCAGGGCUGGUGAUUUCUGCAUUAAGGUAGCUAUAGUUGGACACCUAGAACAGAGUUCUGGCUAAAUGCAAUUUUAAUGUAGAGGUUGAAUAUCUAUAUGUAACAUUUUACUGAUUUUUUUUUGUAAACAUGCUAGAACCUUACAGUGCUAUUGAGAUAGAUGCAGAUGAUUGUUGUGAGUUUUUUAAUCUAUAAAUGCUUUUGUAGAGAUGAAAGUUCUCUGAUCUUAGAAGAUAAAAGGGUACAUUAGAAGUGCUACAUUGUGCAAGUUCUACCCUUUGAAAAGUGCAUACAGCUCAGCUGACAGCAGUGGACACAGAACUGUUUUCUUAUUCCUAAAGCUUUGGCAUCAGAUUUAGCUUUUGACAAGUCAUUUAUACCUCUCGGCAAUUUCUUUCCUUUUGGCGGAUGGCGGAAUCUCCUCCUGGGGACACUGGGAGCUCAGUCCAUUUUGGCCCUUUUUCUAAAAGUGUUUUGAAGCGCUUCAAGGUUGCUACACUGUAAGACUGAAAUGAGUCAACUGCCUUGUGUGUGGUCACUUUGUUGAUAACUGAAAUACAGGGUUACAAUGAAGCUAUGGGAUUAUAAGGUUGCCUUUAGUGGUGGAACAGUUCUUCUCUAUCUCCUUUUCAUUUAGGUAACAAGUUUUAAAUGUGUUAAUCAGCAGCUCCAGCUAUAGAGCUCACUUCUUGGGACUGAAAAAUGACUAAUGUAAUGGGAACAACAGGAGAGCUUUCAAGGAAAGGAAUGUUAUAGGGUUCGUGAGAGUUGAGGAUUUUUAAAAUGCUGUUACAA